Molecule: messenger RNA, 8267 nt
Organism: Mercenaria mercenaria
Lineage: Eukaryota; Metazoa; Mollusca; Bivalvia; Venerida; Veneridae
Exons: 10
Coding region: 202-2409 (735 amino acids)
Cellular component (GO): Golgi apparatus
Molecular function (GO): protein binding
Source: RefSeq, a predicted model, not a curated record
AUUAAUUUAUCAUAUAGGUUUAAUUGAAAUGUUUGCAUUACAAUCAAUAUUAGGUCACUUCAAAGUAUUAUACUACCAUACUAAUAAAAGGUGUUUAAUGUAAAUGUUAUUGAUUGGAUACUUAAUGAAAUAUGGAUUAUUUCCUGACAGAAAACAUGUCGACUUAAAGAAAAUGGAUUUGAGUUCUGAAUUUUGGUUUCCAUGACAAUAGAGAUGACAACGGGUCCAUUGGAAGCCCAUGUUACCUGUAAAUGCAACCAGUUAAAAUUCUCAACCAAAGCAGCAUACCCACAGUGCAGAUGCAAACAUGUGUCGUGUUUACAUGAAAAUUAUAUCUACGUCUAUGCCGGAAAGGAUGGGAAUAUAUCACUCAGGGAUUUUUGGAGGUUAAGUAUAAGUAAUCUGAAAUGGGAGGCGCUCAGUUUCCGAGGUGAUACCCCACAACAUUUAGAGGGUCAUACACUGGUAUCAUGUAAGAAACUGCUCCUUCUGUUUGGUGGAGAAUUUGGUGAUUGUUUAACAGAGUCCUCUCUCUGGAUAAUUAAUCCAGAUCUUGGCUACAUAAGGAAAACUGUGCUAGAUGUUGGAUCAGAGAGACCGUGUAUACGACGGCAUCAUUCAGCUGUUGUUUAUAAUGGUGCCAUGUACAUUUAUGGAGGCUAUAUAGAUAUGAAAGGUUCAAGUGCUGAGCUGUGGAGAUACCAAGUUGAUGAUGAGGAAUGGGAGCUUGUGUCACCACGGCAACAGAUACGUAACACUCCCAGUGGUCGCCAUGGUCACACAGCAGUGGUAUAUAACAAACAUAUGUGGUUAUAUGGUGGAAAUACUGAUCUCUCGGCUAAACAAGAUCUAUGGAGUUACAGCUUUGGUGUAAACAGAUGGGACAGAGUGAAGUUGAAGUAUGGGCCUCCGGCUCUCACUGGACACACAGCUACUGUGAUUGGUACCCGGAUGUUUAUAUUUGGAGGUGAGACAAGCAGGGAACCAUGCAACCAGUUGUGGUACUACUGCUUCAGAACAUUGAGAUGGACUCAGAUCUUUUUAAAAGAGCAGAUACCGUCACGAACAUUCCAUUCAGCACUGCUUGUUACCCCUAGUAACCAACAAGAUAAUUCUGUGAAAGCAGGUUCUGUACCAUACCUUCAGAAAAAAAUUGCAAAACUAAGUUUAGAACGACCUCGAUCCAGUCCAGGUGUAAGACCUGGAUCAAGUAAACUCUUGCAAAAGUCAGGAUCUCAGGACAGCUUGCAUGUUGAGAAGUCUGUGUCAUCCAGGAGCAGGAGUAGAAGUCUGUCGAAAGAAGGUGUUACUAUAAAUAGAACAUGUAUUGAAAAACCGAAUGUUUUGAAAUUGUAUGCGGAGGGAAGUGAGGAAUGUUUGAAAAUGGAGCCGUCACCGUCGGAAAACACGGCAGAUAAGUCGCCACUUUGUCCAAAAAAGAUGGAUGUUAAUUAUAAUGCCAUUGAUAUGUUAGAUAGAAAUACUGUAAAUAAUGGUCUAGACAAUCCAGGGAUCUCUGACAGUACGGAGGAACUAAUACGUGAAAGUUACACUAAACACGGCAGAUUGAAAACUGAAAUUCUCUGUGAUAGAAACCGUCCCUCAGCAUUCAUGAGAUCUCUUAGUUACAUGACAGAACAAGAAAAGCGUAAAAACAUGUUUUGUGACAGCUCGGAAACCUUAGUGUCAGUCAUAGCUGGUAGCUAUGACUCUCUAGUCAGUGAAGGUGAUGAUAGACUGGAAACUUUUACUGUGAAAAAAAGCAGACUGGAUCCAGAAUUGGUUCUUGAGGACUUAGAAUAUUUAGACUGCUUUCCCCAUGAUAUUCAGAUUCCUUACCCAAAUUCAACCCCUUUUAGAUUUUCUUCCUUCAAAUCAGCAGAGUCGCUGUUGCAUGACUCAGGGAAAUUAGAAACAAUUGAGCUGGAACGUUGCCAUGACUUUAUGACGACGAACAAGGUCAGGAGUUCUUCUGUCACAGAAAUGAACGUUGGAAGUGAAAGUGUAAAAUUUAAUAAAAAUAGGGAUUCAGUGCAGAUCUGUGGAUUACAGAGGUCAGAUAAUGUAGAAAAUAUGAAAAAUAGAGAAAAUCUAACAAAGUCAGGGCAAUUGUAUGAAAAAAUCAAACAUGACAGAGAUUCUAGAAUUGGUGUAAGGGAGACUACUUUAGAGAAACAGGAAGUUGGUAGAGAAGUAAUGGAAACAACCUUUCAGAGUGUAAAUGUAAAUCCAUCUCAAAAUGAAAGUGUAUCUGGGAUAUACAGAAAAAAUACAAAAUCUCCACCAAAGGCAGUACAGAGCACUGAGCCACCAUACAUUCUAAUCAUUGGAGGAAAAGACAAUACUACCGUCAACUUUGGCAUUAAACCAUUACCCCUGUGGAAACUGCAAAUAAACUCUAUGUCAUGAUGAUUGUUCUGUAUCUAGAGAAGCUGGUUUAACUACUGUCUGGUACCUGGGAGGCCAUUAGUACUGUAAUGCCUGGUACCAGAGAGAUGAAAUUUUCUACUAGUCUGGAGCCAGGGAAACUGUUUCUAGAAUCCUGGUACCAGAGAUGUGGCUUUUUCACUAGUUGGGUAUCAGUGAGCCUGAAUAUUCAAGAAGCUGGGGAUCAGAGAUACUAUUUCCUCCCAAUAAUGCCCAGUACAAGAACAUCUUCUUUCCUAGUUAGACAUCAGGAGGACUGAUUAUAGGUCUGGUACCAAUAAGCAUGAAUCAUACACAAGCUAGGGACCAGAGGAUGUUAGGCUCCUAACUUAUUCUAGUACACCUGGUACAAAGGAAUUCAGGCUAAAAACCAUUUCUUCUUUUUCAGACCAGGAAUCACUGCAGCUUACACAUGCACACACUUAUGCUGUCACAAUUUUAUAACAAUAAUCACUUUUACAGUAGCAAAGGGAGGCCACCCUUUAAAGACUGAAGUAGAAGAUGGCUGAAAGUUCUUCAGUUAUCCUGUCUUAUUCUUACUUUUACGUUAUAUAAUUAAACCAUAAAAAAGGAAGAAAGUUGAACACACGACCAAUAACUGAAUUUUAUACCUUUAUAUGUUAAGUUUAUUAAAUAGAAACAUGUUGAAUUGACUAUGAAUAAUAUACCGGUACCAUUACAUGUAUGGCGUAUUGUGACAAAUAUAUUUUACUUGAUACAUAUUUUCCAUUUUAUUGAGUUUGUUUCAUAUUCAUGAUAAUUUUGCAUAAUUAAGUUAUAUGUGGCAGCUGUGUUAUGUUUGUACUUUAUUCACCACAUAAUCACAUUUUAAAGAACUUUUAGCAUAAUGCAUACUAUAAGUCGGUUAACCCUUAUCAUGCUGGACACAAUUGAUUCUGCCUUUGCGACCAGUGUGAAUCAUGAACAAGCCUGCACAUCCAUGCAAACUGAUCAAGAUCAGCACUGUUCGCCAUUCAGUCAGUAUCUUUUUUUUUUGAAAACACCCCUUUUAACAGUUAAUGGUUCUGUCCAAAUUGAAAGAUGGACAGGUUCAUUAUAGAAAUUUAGCAGGGUAAAGGUUAACAGAACAACAUGAUAAAUCAAACCAUGUAGCAACAUAGACACAGUGCUACAGAAUUUGUCCAACUAUUUUACAUUUUAGACAUAUUGGCAUGUAUAGCAGAACAUUUUUUUUUUAUUAUUUAAUGCAGUAGGAAUCAGUGAUAUGUCACACAGAAUAAUUCAAUCGCACCUCCAUAUACCGGUAUAUAACCUCUUUGUGUUUAAAUUGAUUAAAACAUGCUUCAGCUAUAUAUCAUUUCUUAAAUCUGUUUAUACCAUUACAGACAAAUGUGUAACCUUUAAUAGUUAUAUUUCAUCGACAAAUGUAUCAAAAUUUCAUAAGAUAUUAUGAUGUUCUAGUCUGUGAUACAGUUCUAUUUCAAAAUUUUAUAUUAUAUUUAAUCUGUCUUUGUUAUGUAUGUUUAUUUCUGUGUAUCAGGUAUUAGUAUUUUUGUUAAAAGCAUAAUGUGCCUAUAUCUUGUAUUUCCUGUAGUUUAUUGCAUUAAUUUUAUAAUGCCUAAUAUGUAAUUCUGUCUCGUUGAAAAAUGCUCAUAGCCCGCCUGCUUGGCUCAAUAGGGAGAGUGCAGGUCUACGGAUUGCGGUGUUGUGAGUUCGACCCUAGGGCAAAUUGUAUUUUCUCAGUGGCGAUUUGAUAAAAGACAUUGUGUCUGAAAUCAUUCGUCCUCCACCUCUGAUUAAUACAUGUGGAGAAGUUGGCAGUUACUUGCGGAGUACAGGUUUGUACUGGUACAGAAUCCAGGAACCCCGGUUAGAUUUUCUGCCGGCCAUUACAUAACUGAAAUACUGCUGAAAAUUGGCGUUUAACCCAAAACAGACAAACAAACAGAAAUGCUCAUUUGUUAUUACAAAGAAACUCACUAUUGAAGUAAAAUGUAAAGCAAAAUUUCUGUAUAAAUAAACUUCAGUAUAAAUGCUUCAUUAACAGAGUUUUUUAAUGAAAAUUUUGCACUUUUAAGUCUAUUUUUUCCUUUUAAAUACAUUUGAAACUCAGGAUGUUAAAGAAAAAAUGGCCAAGAAAUCAAUGUAUUACACUGCAGUGUCAUAAUUUUAUUUAUGUUUUGAAUGUAUGUGCCAUCAUUGUAUACAAAUGUCACUUUUUAUUGUAUCCUAGUUAUUUACUCUCCCACCUUUUCACGGCCUAAAAUAUAAUCCAUUGCUGCAUAAUGGCUAUGUCGUCAAGCAUAUAGAUAUAUCUAGAAGACCAAAGACCUAUUUUAAAGGCCUUAUUGUAUUAUAUAUAAAUGUAGUGACUAGGUAAUUUUGAUAUUUUGAUGGUAUUGUAAAAUCACUGUGAUUCAUGCGGGACUGAUUUUCAUGGAUAUCUGAGUAGAAUCCAAAUCUAAAUAAAAUUCCAAUGAACAAGUAAAAUUCUCAUUCACUUUAAAUUAAGAAGUUGAAACCCUGAAAUUUAUAUUCCCAUGAAGUAGCCAUUUUGGCCGAUAUUUUAGUUUAUAUACUGAUUUAUUUUAGCUGGAUUGCGAUGAAAACUUUCUCUUGAGUCGGUUUCCUGGUAAAACCAGUACUGGUGUCAUAUGAGAAGGUGUGGCGGUGACCACUGUGUGGCCCAAACCAACAACGCCUGGGUUGAGUGGCCGAUACCUUAAAGACUAGACCACUGCUUUGCUUUUUUCUGGCCAAUACCACAAUAGUGCCCAUAAACAGUUUUACAGUAGAAAAUACUGAUAUUAAUGAACAAACCAUAUUGUGUUAAGAAAGUUCUUUUUAUUUUAUUUGUACUAUAUUCUUGAGUUUAAUGUCAAGACAGAAUAUAUAAAAAUGUUAUCUAUAAGACUAGAAUAAAUUAGUAAUUUCAGACUUUUAUGAACCCUUUAGGUUUUAAAUUGUCAAUUUAGAUAUCCAUGUUUUGCGAAAAACAGAUUUUUUUUGAAAAACUCCAGCUGUAGGGUGUCACAAUACAUUUGUACUUUUUUCUGGAAUGCCUAUUUUCAAUGUUUUUAUUCGAAUAUUGAAACUCAAGUUUCUAAGUAGAAGUUCUAGCGAGAUAGAAAAUGCAGAUCAAACUGAAGUUCAAGUCUAAUUCCAGCAACUUCCAACAGUAUCAUAAUUGAUACUAGCAGUAUUCUGUUUUCAUUUAUUGUAAACUCCCCAAAUUUUUUAGGGAUGAAAUUUCAUGUUUUUGGCCAAAAAAAAGUUAUGUUUUGGGAUAUGAAUUCAUGGAUUUUCAACUUUUGAAGAUAAAAAAAAAAAGAUGGGGAGUACGAUGGGAGUACAAUUUAUUGUUUAUUCAUUGUGAUUUAAUUUGUGGAUUGAACCAUAAAAUUUAGGCCACCUUGAAUAUUAAUGAUUUUACAGUUUUUUCUUAACUAGAUCUUAAUGGUUUACAGUGAAUGCAAAUUUUUGCCAAUCAUUUUUGUUUCAGUUCAUUAAAAAUCACUUGGAAAAAAAAAAAUUUUUUUUUUUAAAUGGAGGUUUCCCCCAGUCAUGACAUUGGUUUGUUAAAACCUGAAAGCUGUAAAUCGUAACAUUUUACCAAAGUACUGUUGAAUUUAUUUUUGUGAUGUUAUACUUUUUUACUACAAACAUUUUUUUUUUUGGAAAGGAAUAGAGACACACAUACAGUUUUGUUUGAUAUUACAUUUUUGUAUUUCAUUAUGUUUAUGAUUUUGAGAUUAUUUCUGUUUGUAAUUUAUUAAUAUUAAGAAAUUAUUAAAACAUACUUCAUAUACUAUUAGAUAUAUAUUCAUAUAUACUGUCAUAGUAUACUCCUUAUUUAUAAUCAUAAUUUCCAUAUAUCAUUUGUCAUAUAAAAAGGACUUUCUGUAAAUAUUUCUAAUUUUAUUUCUGUUCAAUUUAAGAUGGUAUAUUUUAGUCAACAAAUUUUUUUUUUCUUUGUAGGAGUUAAAAAGGAAACAAAAAAUGCUAAGAGCAUAUUCAAAAAACCUGCUCUGUACAUCAUUUUUCACAAACUUUGACAAAGUCUUUUUCAUGUUUGUAAACAAUAGAUAAACUUAAGAAAUAAUUUAUAGCAAAGCCGUUUUUUAAACACUAUUAAUUUUAUGCACUUGAGAGGUUAUAUGUCGUUUGUAAUAAUUUCACAUGGACUGUGCUCUUGUGAAAUUAUUGCGCCCGACGUAUAACCGUCCUUCGUGCAUAAAUAGUGUUAAAACACGGCUUUGCUAUAAAUUACUUCUUAAAUAAAACUGUAAAACUUAGAUAUAGCAAAUUUUGGUCAGUAGAAACCAUUUUGUGGAUUUUCAUAGGGCUACAGAGCCGUCAUGCUUUGGCUGUAGAGCCUGUUUUUGAAGUUUUGUAAGAUUUUUUCAAAGAUGUUCCAGACUUGAAAAUAGAUAAUUUUUAUGAAGUUUUAUGAACAAAUUUUAAUGGGACCUGUCUACACAAGCAGGCAGCAUGAGUUAAAAAUAGAAAAAAAAGAACUUAAAGAUAAAUUUCUUUUGAAAAACUUUUGGGUUUUGCACCCAAAUUUUUCUGCUGAAUCGGCUUUUUUCCCUUUUAGUGAACACCCCUUCAAAUAACAAAUGGUAUUGCCCAAAUUGAAUGAAGGACCAGUCCAUUUUAGAAAUUUAGCAGGCUAAGGGUUAAGCUGUAUAUUAUUACCUCACAUAAAGAAAUACCAUCAUCUAUUUAGAAGGUAGUUAUAAUCAGUAUGAGCUACAGAUAUUUUAAAAGCCUUGCAUAAACUUCUUAAUUAUAUCUUGUAUACUUGAAUCAGUUUAUAUCAACUUGCUGCUGUUAGCAUUAAAGCACAAAUAUAAGCCAGUGUUAUUACUGCUAUUUUAUUCAUAUGGCAAGAAUGUAUUCUGUGUUGCCGAGAGUAAAUAGCGUAGUCGUGUAUCAUUAUAACCCAACUGUGAUAUAUUACAUUUAAUCUGGCAGGUCAUUGUAUUAUACCUUGUUAUUAUACAUGUAUAAUCUAUUGUAUUUAAUUAUUGUAAUAUUUCAUCAUUAUCACUUAUAGUUUUAUGUUAGUGCAUGAUGUCAUUGUACAUUUGUACAUGUUAAUGUACCGGAGUUACAGGAAUUGGUGCAGGGACAUUUUUUUGGGUCGACUUGUGAAUUUUAAUUUUAAAGAGUAGUAAAUAAAUGUAAAGACAAGUUAGUGAAAACAAUUGAAGUUUAAUGUAUUAUGGGUAAUUGUACCUUUUCAACUAUUUCUAAUGAACAACUUUUUUUUUUUUUUUUUUUUUUUUUUUGUUAAAUAUUUUCAAGCCGAACUUUUGUCAGAAGGACCCGAACAUAGGACAUGCUGGAUUACCACUAAGAAUACAGUUAGAUUUCUGUUAAUGAGCUACAACUUACAGUAACAUAGAUACUCUUAAGAUACUUGUACGAUAAGGCACUUGUCUCUAUAGCUUCCCAAGAAAUGAUCAAAAGAGGGAAUGUCUUGAGUGUUGAAGUUAUAAACUGUAUGUUUUUAGGUAAAGCCCCGCUGGUUAAAUCAGAAGGUAGAUCAUAAGACUGGAGUCUGGACUUUAUGUCUGCUAAAUUUUCAGGAGUAUUAGUAAUAGCUUGUAAACAGUGUUUGAAAUAUUUUUGAAACUAUAUGGCUUCAUUUAGAUUUAUAUACUUGUCUAGAUAACUUAUAGUCAAUUCAAUUUGCUCACAAGCAUACCAAAUGCUACUUGGUGCACUUAAAUCACUUUUUGACUAUCAUAUAUCAUUAUUACUUAUCAUGUACUCACUGUAUGGCAUUUUGUAAUCAAUUUUGUUACACGUUCUGCAUGUUGUUAAAUUGUUAGUAUUUAUCUGUUUUAAGUAUUAAAUCAUAAACAAAUCUA